Molecule: messenger RNA, 474 nt
Organism: Anisakis simplex (herring worm)
Lineage: Eukaryota; Metazoa; Nematoda; Chromadorea; Rhabditida; Anisakidae
Source: the annotation of a GenBank genome assembly
AUGUCAAUUAGCGAUCGAUCACCGAAAAGUGAAAUGAGCUCAUGUUCGAUUCUUACAAAUGUGGAUAAGUGUAUUGAAGUGGAUACUAAGACAUAUGCUCCAGAAACCCUUCGAAAGAAAGAGGAAGAAGAACGGGAGGCACUGAGAAGGGCACGACGAGAUGAAUCCACUUUGAAUAUUGGUCCAGUUGCAAACAAGGUACCCAAAGCGGAAAGCCCACGAGCGAUGAGUGUUUACAUUAUGCAUCUAGAAAUGUUUAAGAAUUUUACCCCAACGGUAGCACCUGAUGAAGUAUCAGUCGAUCCGGACUAUUUUGGAACAUCAAGUCCAUCCACAUCAACAGCCAUGCCGGUUGCGUCACCAUCUUCGUCAUCUAGCACAGUCGAAAUUACGCAAUCAACGAGAAGUGUUAGAAGUGUUAGAGAUUCAGAUACCGAAACUGCGGAAAUCAACAAUCGCGAGGUACACCGUUAA